Molecule: messenger RNA, 483 nt
Organism: Necator americanus (New World hookworm)
Lineage: Eukaryota; Metazoa; Nematoda; Chromadorea; Rhabditida; Ancylostomatidae
Exons: 5
Coding region: 1-483 (160 amino acids)
Source: RefSeq, a predicted model, not a curated record
AUGGUCAUAAAUGUACACAUAACUCCACGAGAACGUGAACGGCUGAUUCGUGAAGAACGACAGCGAAGAAGGAUCGCUCGUAUGCUUCAGGUUCGUCAGCAAGCCUCUGAAAAUGCUCAACUUAUUCGGGAACAGCUGCGCAAUGAGAAGAAAAGCAAUGUGGACAAAUUACGAAAAGAGUUGCGAAGAUCGAUAUCAGAAAAGAUGUCCGAAAUAGCGUCUGAGACGGGAGAUACUCCACGAAUUCCGUUACCUUCAUCAUCUGCGUCUAAAGCUUCUUCCACUCGUACUCCCCGGCGUCAUCGGCAUAUUUUCACGAAAGAGGACGCAAGAAAAGCGUUAGAACGUGGUAAACUUGCUCAAGAACGACUGCUCGCAGAGCGCGUAGCUGCGAAAAAGAAAGCGGCAGAAGCUAUUCGAUUACGACGUCAAGCUGCAGAAGAAGCUAACAGGUUCAAUAAAGCAAAUCCUACGACUUUAUGA